CACCCGGAAGCGCUAAGUUCAACAUCAAAAAUCUAAACAAAAAAAAUAUUUAAUUAAAUGAAUUUAAGAUGCCAAAGCAAGCGCCAGCCAUUGGGAUCGACCUGGGGACGACCUACUCGUGUGUGGGGGUGUUCCAACACGGCAAGGUGGAGAUCAUCGCCAACGACCAGGGCAACAGGACCACGCCCAGCUACGUGGCCUUCACCGACACGGAGCGUCUGGUGGGGGACGCCGCCAAGAACCAGGUGGCCAUGAACCCCACCAACACCAUCUACGACGCCAAACGUCUCAUCGGCCGCAAGUUCACGGAUAAAACGGUGCAGGGUGACAUGAAACUUUGGCCUUUCAAGGUCGUGGAGUCUGAAGGUCGGCCGAAGAUUGAAGCGGAAUACAAAGGCGAGAGGAAGCUCUUCGCUCCGGAGGAGAUCAGCUCGAUGGUGCUGACCAAGAUGAGGGAGACGGCCGAGGCGUUCCUGGGGCAGCGAGUGUCGGAUGCCGUCAUCACGGUGCCGGCCUAUUUCAACGACUCACAGAGGCAGGCGACCAAGGACGCUGGCGCCAUUGCCGGUCUGAACGUGCUGAGGAUCAUCAACGAACCAACCGCGGCAGCGCUGGCGUAUGGGCUCGACAAGGGCAUGAAAGGGGAGAGAAAUGUCUUAAUCUUCGACCUGGGUGGCGGCACUUUUGAUGUCAGCAUUUUAACCAUCGAUGAGGGCUCGUUGUUUGAGGUGAAAGCGACAUCUGGCGACACCCACCUGGGAGGGGAGGACUUUGACAGCCGUCUGGUCAGCCAUUUUGUACAGGAGUUUAAGAGGAAGCACAACAAGGACAUGAGCGGCAGCGCCAGAGCCAUCCGCCGUCUGCGGACAUCCUGCGAGCGCGCCAAAAGAACUCUGUCCAGCAGCACUGAAGCCUCCAUCGAAGUCGAUUCUCUCUUUGAAAGAAUCGACUUCUACACAAAAAUAUCGCGAGCCAGAUUCGAAGAGCUGUGUAUCGAUCUAUUCCGAUCAACGAUCCAGCCGGUGGAGACGGCCCUAAAAGUCGCCAAGCUGGACAAAAGCAAGAUCCACGAGGUGGUGCUGGUGGGGGGCUCCACCAGGAUCCCCAAGGUGCAGAAACUUCUCUCGGAUUUCUUCAACGACAAGGAGCUCAACAAGUCCAUCAACCCGGACGAGGCCGUGGCCUACGGGGCGGCCGUGCAGGCGGCCGUGCUGACUGGCGACCAGAGCCAGGCCAUCAGGGACGUUCUCCUGGUGGACGUGGCGCCCCUCUCCCUGGGGAUCGAGACCCACGGCUCAGUCAUGUCCGUGCUGGUCAAGCGAGGCACAACGAUCCCCACCAAAACGUCACAGCUCUUCUCGACCUACGCAGACAACCAACCCGGCGUUGAUAUCCUGGUCUUCGAGGGCGAGCGCUCAAUGACCAAAGACAACAACCUUUUGGGGACGUUUCAGCUGAUGGGGAUUCCCCCCGCGCCCCGGGGGGUGCCUCAGAUCGAGGUGACAUUUGAUAUCGACGCCGAUGGCAUCCUGAACGUGACCGCCCUGGACAAGACCACGGGCAAGUCUAACAACAUCCAGAUCAAGAACGAGAGGGGGAGGCUGACGCAGGCGCAGAUCGACAAAAUGGUGGCCGAUGCUGAACGCUACAAGGCUGAGGACGAGAAACAACGCGAGCGGGUCGAGGCCAAAAACCGCUUUGAGAAUUAUAUUUUUAGUGUCAAGCAAGCUGUGGAAACUGUGGGGGAGAAACUGUCAAAAUCGGAUCGCAACACGGCCUUGACCGCAUGUAAGGACGCCCUGGAUUGGAUGAACGCCAACACGCUGGCCGAGAAAGAGGAGUUUGAAGACAGGCUCAAGCACCUGCAGAAGAUCUGCUCACCCAUCAUGACCAAGCUCCACCCGUGCUCACAGAGUGGUUGCUCAAAGCAAGGCGGGCCCACGGUAGAAGAAGUGGAUUGAUGGAGCACACGAUACGUCAUUUAGCCGUCUAUACACCACUCCACACAAUACGUCAUUUAGCCGUCCACACGAUACGUCAUUUAGCCGUCCAUACACCACUCCACACAAUAUGUCAUUUAGCCGUCCACACAAUACGUCAUUUAGCCGUCCACACAAUACGUCAUUUAGCCGUCCACACAAUACGUCAUUUAGCCGUCCAUACAUCACGUCAAAUUAGCGUUUCAUAUAACCCGUCAUUUUGGCCGUCCAUAUACAAAUGUCAUUUUAGCCGUCCACAAACCUCAUUCAGCCGCCCGCACCCCGUUUUGACCGUCCAUAACCACAUUUUAGCUGUCCAAAUACCACAUUUUGCCGUUUAUUCACCAUUUCAACUCACGUACAACAAUUAUAUAUUAACAAACAAUGGUCGUGAAUCUUUAGCCCCCCCCCCCCCCCCCCCACUUCACAAUCUCGUUAUGGCACCAAACACGCAGUGUGCUGUCACGUGCAAGCUAUUUUUAGCUGCAGGAAUUAAGAUGACAAAGCCUCCUAAAGCCCUAAAAAUGAUACAUAGUUAAGUUAGAAUUCUCCUCAGUCCUUAAUGCCACGACUGCUCAUGCCUGAGAAUUUGAACUAUUUUAAACAAAAGCACAUUAUCCCCAAGCCUACAUUAGACUACAAUAGUUGAGCGAUACUUACGCCUACAGCUACAAUAAAAAAAAAUGUUCUUGUACAUAAAUCACCAUCAAAUCUAGAAUGAGCACGUAGAAUAUUUGGCUCACCUAAAUUCAGCUACUGAACGCUACCGAAGCGUUCUCUUUUUUAUUCUAAUUUUUUUUAAUGUCGCAGUGAUUAAUGAUAAAUAGCAAAAAAUUAUAAAACAUUUGA
Physella acuta is the source of this 2828-nucleotide messenger RNA. Its product is annotated as heat shock protein 70 B2-like. NCBI's taxonomy places the organism in Eukaryota, Metazoa, Mollusca, Gastropoda, Physidae. Gene Ontology annotation, molecular function: ATP-dependent protein folding chaperone; ATP binding. The record is from RefSeq and is a predicted model, not a curated record.